Molecule: messenger RNA, 2609 nt
Organism: Ailuropoda melanoleuca (giant panda)
Lineage: Eukaryota; Metazoa; Chordata; Mammalia; Carnivora; Ursidae
Gene: PFN3
Product: profilin 3
Exons: 1
Coding region: 540-953 (137 amino acids)
Biological process (GO): actin cytoskeleton organization; regulation of actin filament polymerization; positive regulation of actin filament bundle assembly
Cellular component (GO): cytoplasm
Molecular function (GO): actin binding
Source: RefSeq, a predicted model, not a curated record
UGGGAGAGGAAGAAGCAGGCUCCCAGCAGAGGAGCCUGAUCCGGGGCUCAAACCCAGAAUGCAGGGAUCACGCCCUGAGCCGAAGGCAGACGCUUAACAACUGAGCCACCCAGGCACCCCCCAGCAAUCUCUUUAACAGAUUUGCACGAGAGGCUGGUGUUCCUAACGUUGAACCAAACUGGGGAUUCUGGGGGUUGAAUGGUUACUAGGCUGAGAAGUCUGUCUGUCCACACUUGCUUUCCUGUUUUUCUUAAAUGCAUGUGUACACUGUGCUUGGUGAGCCAGUUACGUUGGUUUUUCAAGGGUUACAUAGACGUAUGCAAUUUCCUCUUUUAGGCUAACUUUACAACUUCACCAGGCCUUCCCCUCACCCCACGUAUACAUUCUCCAGUGUACAUAGUCUCUCUGUGACAUUGCCACACCUCAAUGUCACAACCCCGCCCCGAUAUGCGUCACAGUGUCCGGGGUUCCAGACACGUGGAACAGCCGGAUAUCCUGUGAAAACGCGCCCAGACGCCAGGGGCGCACUCUGAGCCGCAAUGGGGGACUGGAAAGGCUAUAUCAGUGCGGUGCUGCGAGACCAGCGCAUUGACGACGUAGCCAUCGUGGGCUACUCAGACAAUCGCUGCGUGUGGGCAUCGCGCCCAGGAGGCCUUCUGGCUGCCAUAUCACCGCAAGAGGUGGGUGUGCUCACAGGGCCUGAUCGGCGCACCUUCCUGCAGGCCGGCCUGAGCGUGGCAGGCCGCCGCUGCUGCGUCAUCCGCGACCACUUGCUGUCUGAGGGCGAUGGAGUUCUGGACGCACGCACUAAGGGGCUGGAUGGGCGUGCGGUCUGCGUGGGCCACACCCCGCGCGUGCUCCUCGUGCUCAUGGGCCGACGGGGCGUGCACGGCGGCAUCCUCAACAAGACAGUGCAUGAACUGAUCAAGGGGCUGCGCACACAGGGCACCUAGCAGGACCGCUAGGCUGCUGUGUGGCUGGAACAAAAUAAACUGGUGGGCGUGGCUGGCUCAUCCUAUAUUUGAGCGCAGGGCAGUUGCAGAUGGGCCAACCAGUUUCCGCGGAAGAUUCUUGCAGGGGGGAGUACCUGAUGGGGCUGGGAUUCUGAGUCCAGAGGCUUCCCAGCCUCCUGUACCCUAGACCUGGCCCUCUUAUCCAUGAGUGCCCUGCAGAGGCCUCUAGCCUGACUUCCCAGAGUCCUUUCCCAAAAAAGCUUUCCACACCUCUGUACAAGACACACUAUAAAGGGAGCCCUUCCCAAAUCCUAGCACCCCAGCUAGGCCCCAUGGGGUCAGGGAGUCAGGCUGGAGGCCUGUGUACUUCUCACCCCUUCCACUUGGGAGGAGGAAGCCUUUGUAAGUGUUGUGAGUGGAUGAUGGAGUAGGGCUGGUAGCUUGGAGAGCAGCUCUGGGGCUCCUGGGUUCUUGCAUAUCCUCCCACAUACCCCAAAGGGAGUGGAAGGAGAACACACAUCCAAGACCAUCACAGUGAGUUCUAGGGCCCUAGGGCCUUCCUUCCCUCUUGGCAUCCAAAGGCCCCAGAGGACUCCCUGGGCUAGAAGGGAGGACUUAGGUGUCCCCUGCCCCUUGACCCUAACCCUGAAGGCCUCAGCUCCAGGGCCCCUAUGGAAAAGGAGGAAUUGAAAAUCUUGGAUGGUUUUAAGUGGGGCUUGGUUUAUUGCCCAAAGGUAAAGGACAAAGGUGGGAGGGAGGGUGGCUAGUCCCUGCCCACUACGCACUGGGGCCCAGAGCAUGGCCUCUCUUGCCCAUUUUCACCUUCCCUGCCCCCUUCAGUGUCUCCCGACAAGCUGCUACCUGUCACUUGUUUUCUGGAACACUAAUCUUAUCCCAGAAAGGGGGAGGGAGUCCAGAGGCAGGGAGAGACCAGAGGAAGUCAGCUAGAUGGGGUGGGUGGGGAUGGCCCUCCUAUACUUGCCUUGGGGGUGGUCCCAGGCCCUAGGAGGGACUCCCAGGAAGUCUGAAUCAGGGGUUGGACUCAUUAAGGCAGGGGUGAGCUUGCAGGAAAGAGUGCUGCUGAGCCCCAAGCCAUGGUCUACCUCCCAACCCAGAUGGAGAGCACACAGACUUGUAAAUGCCUAAUGAGAGUUUAAUUCCUUUUUCAUCACGCAGUAUCCGGAAAGGGGGUUGUAGCCGUGCUGCAGAACAGCUGGGUGAGGAUGAGGAGAGUGGUAUAAUGGAGCAAGGAAGGUGACAGGGAGGGGUGAGAACUCAGCCAGUGACUCAGGCACCCACAUCUCUGCACAAGCAAACAGCUGCAAGUCAUGUCCUCAGACCCACCCUUACUCCCGCUCUGCCGAGUUGGAUUUGUGUGUACAGGAGAACCAAGCACAGGCCUCCAAACAAGACUCCCUUAUGGGCUGCAGACUCAAAAUCGUAGCCAGGUACCCUGUAGCCCGCACACAGCCCCCCACAGGUACGUCAGUCCACACAUGCAGGAUGACACGGUCUCACUGGACAUGCCCACACACGCACACACGCUGACUCUGUCACACGAGCCCAGAGCUCUGAGGACCCGCACAAGGACAGGCCCAUGCCCAGAGUGCACGGACACAUCCCACUGCCCUUCCACAGUGGGGACCAAACACUGGC